UUUCGAUUUGGAUCACUUAAUCAUGCUUCGAUUCCAACGUCGUGCGCUGGGUCCACUCCAACAGCGCGUGGCAUCGUUCUCUUCCACGGCCACCAAAGAAAAGCUCUUUGACAAGGUUCUCAUCGCCAACCGUGGGGAAAUUGCGUGCCGUGUCAUCCGCACGUGUCGCCGCCUUGGAAUCAAGACUGUGGCUGUGUACUCGGAACCUGAUGUGAACUCUGUGCAUGUGCGCCUUGCAGACGAAGCUGUCUGCGUCGGUCCUGCCAAAUCUGCGUCCAGUUACCUCAACAUUGACCGCAUCAUGGACGCCGUUCGUCAAACAGGCGCUCAAGCGGUCCACCCUGGCUACGGCUUUUUGUCGGAGAACAAGUUGUUUUGCGAAGCUUUGGACAAAGCUGGUGUGACAUUUAUUGGACCUGGAUUUCAUGCGAUUGAAGCGAUGGGGGAUAAGAUCGAGUCCAAGCAAAUUGCUAUCGACGCCGGAGUCAACACAAUUCCGGGAUAUCAAGGCGUGAUCCAAGAUGAAGAGGAAGCUGUCAAGGUUGCUCGCGACAUUGGAUACCCAGUCAUGGUGAAGGCGAGUGCCGGUGGAGGUGGCAAGGGUAUGCGCGUCGCGUACAACGACGCCGAAGUGCGCGAAGGGUACCGUUUGUCCAAGGAAGAAGCGGCCAACUCGUUCGGGGACGACCGCAUGUUCAUUGAAAAAUUUAUCGAAGACCCGCGACACAUUGAAAUUCAGCUCUUGGCCGACAAGCACGGCAACUUUGUCCCGUUUCCUGAACGUGAAUGCUCCAUUCAGCGCCGCAACCAAAAGGUGAUUGAAGAAGCGCCCAGUAUGCUCUUGGACGAUGCCACGCGCCGCGCCAUGGGUGAACAAGCUGUGAUGCUGGCCAAGAAAGUCGGGUACACGUCGGCCGGUACGGUGGAGUUCCUCUGCGACAAGCACAAGAACUUUUACUUUUUGGAAAUGAACACUCGUCUCCAAGUUGAACACCCAGUCACAGAGCUCAUCACCAAGGUCGAUUUGGUCGAGCAAAUGCUUCGAAUUGCAGCGGGUCACGCUCUGCCCGCCCACUUGACGUCGGGUCCUUUACCGAUCUAUGGUUGGGCCAUGGAAUCCCGCGUAUACGCUGAAGACCCACUCCGCGGGUUUUUGCCAUCCAUUGGGCGCUUGCUGACUUAUCAAGAACCUCACCACCUUCCUGGUGUCCGCGUCGAUUCGGGUGUAUCGGAAGGAAGCGAUAUCAGCAUGCACUACGACCCGAUGAUUUCCAAGUUGGUUACCCACGGCAAGGACCGCAAAGAGUGCUUGGAGCGAAUGAAGUUUGCAUUGGACCACUAUGUGAUCCGUGGCCCGGGCAACAACAUGGCGUUCAUGCAGGACGUGUACCGCCAUCCGCGCUUUGAGUCAGGCAACAUCACGACCAAGUUCAUCGCAGAAGAAUAUCCCGAAGGUUUCUCCGGAGUCAAGCUCAACCCUGCGCAAACGAACGAAAUGAUCGUGGCGGGGGCUCUCAUGCACUUCAAGGCAUUGCCGACCGCCAAGAAGACCGCGGUGCAAGUCUGGACUACCCGAAGCAACGUGACAGUGACCCAGUUGCCUACGCUUUUCCAAGGCGUGGUCUCGCUCGAAGUCGAAAAUGCUUCGUCGUUGGACGUAUUGUCGUGGUUGAACGAACUACCGGCAACUGUUGGUUCGCAUGUGUUUGUGAGUACGGACGGUCCGUUUGGCCAAGCGCAUGCCGUGCGUGCGGUUGCCGUCGGCUCCACUAUAUACGCGAGUGUGGAUGGCACGUCCGGUUGGGUCGUUGUCAACGAUUUCGACUGGUCGCCCAAGCUCCCGUUGUUCAGCGCCGAAAUUUCAUCAAAGCAACGAGCGCUGCAAGUGCUCAAGAAGCUUCCGGAAGGGUUCAAGAUCCAGCACCACGGCGCCAUCCACGACGUGAUUGUGCGAUCGCCCAAGGAGCACGAACUGUCGGUGCACAUGAAGCCCAAGCCCAAGGUGGACUUGAGUCGAUUCGUGCUUUGUCCUAUGCCUGGGCUUUUGGUGUCAGUUGCUGUCCAAGUCGGUGACACGGUUCAAAUUGGCCAGGAAGUGGCGGUCGUUGAAGCCAUGAAGAUGCAAAACGUCAUUCGAGCGUCCAAGAAAGGGAAAAUCAAGGCUGUACUGCACCCUGCGGGAGCCGCCCUCAAAGUGGACGAGGUUAUCGUUGAAUUCGAAUAGACGAUAUGUUCCAAACGUAAUAUCCCAUCUUAUGGACCAAAAAUCGACUCAAAUUUAUUUGUUUUUUUAACCAAA
Molecule: messenger RNA, 2299 nt
Organism: Aphanomyces invadans
Lineage: Eukaryota; Oomycota; Saprolegniomycetes; Saprolegniales; Verrucalvaceae
Product: acetyl-CoA carboxylase, biotin carboxylase subunit
Exons: 15
Coding region: 23-2224 (733 amino acids)
Cellular component (GO): mitochondrion
Molecular function (GO): metal ion binding; ATP binding; propionyl-CoA carboxylase activity
Source: RefSeq, a predicted model, not a curated record